Molecule: messenger RNA, 3199 nt
Organism: Zea mays
Lineage: Eukaryota; Viridiplantae; Streptophyta; Magnoliopsida; Poales; Poaceae
Product: IQ domain-containing protein IQM5
Exons: 10
Coding region: 954-2882 (642 amino acids)
Source: RefSeq, a predicted model, not a curated record
CUACCGCAUGUGGGGUGUUUGGUGGAAUGCCCAUGAGCUAAACAGCUUGCUAAUAUAACUUUGCGGUAGCUCGUUUCACGAUGUGAGUGCCAAUCAUCGGGGUCACGGUGUUGGGACUGUUCUAGUGCUAGCCAUGCUUAGCGAUAGCAAGUUAGCAACAAAUACUACUAUUAUUGUUCUUCCUGUGGUGAUAAUUACUAGGCAAUGUCAGUUCUACGCUUCUAUUUAUACACAUGCCGUGUUUCUUAAGUGAUGACUAAUUUUAACUACACUAAGUAGUACCCCCUCACUCUAAAUCAUCAGUUAUUCCAACUUUUUUUGAGAGUCAAAUCAUCUCAAGUUUGACUUAAAUUAUAAAAAAAGGAUUAUAAAGAUUUUUUACAUUAAAUAUAUAUAGUGUAAAAAUAUAAUUAAUGUAGAAUUUAAUUAUGCUUAUUUGGUAUUAUAAAUGUUAUUGUUUUAUUAUAUAAAUUUAGUUAAGCUUAUGUUUUGGUUCUCCAAAAAGGUUAGAAUGACUUAGAAUUUAGGAUGUAGAGAGUAUACCAUCUUCCCUUUUUUUUCCUUGACUGGCUGAGAACAUCCAGGCACCUCAAACCUUGAUUUGUUAUUUUUAGGGCGACGGUGUUGGGGGCGAAGACACCAUCGCCCGUGUUUUACUUGCCCCUGUUGCAUGGCCAUUAGCCAUUCACCGCCGAUGCUUGGUUCCUAAAUCUGCUCCCAUUUGCCCUGCAAAAUUUGCUAUUUUUUUCAUCUUUCUGCCUCGCAGACCUCUUCUGAAGAGGUCCUAUUGGAUGGAUAGCGCAAGAAAUUUGAAGGUGUCAACGCACUCAUAAAGAACACACAACUCCUGAAGAGAUUCGUAUGAGCAACAAAAGCAGCAAGGCGUAUCAGAGAAAACGCUAGGCAAAGGGCGAACAAAGAAAACCGUCACAUAUUACAGUUUAAUCAGGAAAAUGGGUUUGUCAAUCUCAUAUCCACCAGAUGACUAUUUGCCUGAGGAUGAUGAUGAUGAUGAUGAUGAUGGUAUUGACAGGCUGUUUGUGCGGUCUCUAAGCUUUGAUAAUCUCAACACACAUGAUACCCUUGAAUCACCAACAGCAUUGCUCGAUGCACUGACCUCCAAGAGGCUCAUGGUGAGAGGCUCUUUAAGAUUCGAAAGAAGGGAGGGUGAUCCAUUUCAAGUUGAAACAACGUUAUCAAUGGUGAGUCCUAAACCUGCAAAGAAGAGUUACAACUACAAGCCUAUAGUCCUGCCAAGAUAUAAGUCCACAGAGAACCUACCACCAGAUUCUCCGGUAAUUGGGAUGGUCAGCCCAGUGCACCAGGCUGCAGCAAUAAGAGUGCAGAAGGUGUACAAGAGCUUCAGAACAAGGCGGCAGCUUGGUGAUUGUGCUGUUCUUGUUGAACAACGCUGGUGGAAACUACUUGAUUUUGCAUUGCUCAAGCGCAAUUCAGUGUCAUUUUUCGAUGUACAAAAGCCUGAGUCGGCCCUCUCGAGGUGGUCUCGUGCCAGAAUGAGAGCUGCCAAGGUAGGAAAAGGUCUUUCCAAGGAUGAAAUGGCUCAGAAGCUCGCACUGCAACACUGGCUUGAAGCAAUUGAUCCUCGACAUCGGUAUGGUCACAACCUCCACUACUACUACCAAUACUGGCUACACUGUGAGAGCAAACAGCCUUUCUUUUACUGGUUGGAUAUAGGUGAAGGAAAGGAGGUUAAUAUUGAUGAGCACUGUCCAAGAUGGAAGCUGCUGCAGCAAUGCAUCAGGUACCUUGGCCCGAAAGAAAGGGAGUCCUAUGAGGUCGUGGUUGAGGAUGGAAAGUUUAUGUACAAACUGAGCCAGAAAAUCGUCGACACAUCUGAAGGCCCCAGGGAUGCAAAAUGGAUCUUCGUGCUGAGCACAACGAGAGCUCUAUACAUCGGUACGAAGAGCAAGGGCACAUUUCAGCACUCCAGCUUCCUCGCCGGUGGAGCCACAUCUGCUGCUGGCAGACUGAUUGUAGAGGAUGGAAUUCUAAAGGCUGUCUGGCCACAUAGUGGGCACUACCGCCCCACGGAGGCAAACUUUCGUGAGUUCAUGAACUAUCUGAAGAACAGGAACGUGGAUCUUACAAAUGUCAAGCUGAGCCUGUCAGAAGGUGAGGAGGACGAGUGGUUCAGGCACAGGGCCAGUAGCCUCUCCCAGCUUAACAACACGGAGAGCAGCCACCCCACGAGUGCAGAAGACUCCAAGUCCCACUCCCACCCCGCUGGCGCUGCUGACAAAGGCAAUGACACUACACCAGGCACGCCACCAUCCACGAGCCAUGAUAAAACAACGACCAGCGCAGCGACAUCAGGCACGCCGGCCAUGAAGAGGUCCUCGUCGGGCAGCAAGCUGCAGCGCAAGAGGCCUCCACGGCUGGCAGUGAGCAAGAGCCGGCUGGGCAAGGGCAGCGGGGAGCAGGGCGCGGGCGCGUUCGGGGACUGCCUAAACUUCUGCAAGGAGAACCUGUUCCGGGGCGGCGAGGGCGACGGCGAGGGCGGCUGCGAGGGCGAGGAGAUGGUGGUGGUGCCGCAGGAGAAGAUCCUGCACCGCAUCAACUCCAAGAUGAGCCUGCACUCUUACCAGCUCGGGAACCAGCUCUCGUUCCGCUGGACCACCGGCGCCGGGCCCAGGAUCGGGUGCGUCCGGGACUACCCGCCGGAGCUGCAGUUCCGGUCGAUGGAGCAGGUCAGCCUGUCGCCGCGCGGUGGCGCCGAGCACCCUAGGUUCGGCGGCACGCCUCCCCGCCAGAGCCCGUGCGCACCGCUGGUGCCAUCAACGCCCGGAGGCCCCGUGUCGCCGCUGUACGGUCACGGUGGGGCGGGGACACCUUCGCCGCGGCUGCAACACGGUGCUGCCUAGAGGCACGGUAACGUAUCUAGUGGCACGCCACUUCACCAUGAGUCAUGACCCAUGACCCAUGAGGCUUGAAGCCGUGACGAGGCGGAACCAGCCAGCCGGCCAGAUGGACAAGUAGGGCGAAGUUUUUUCUCCUGAUGAUGAGAAGCAAGAACAAAUGUUUCAAUAUAAAACAAACGGACGAAUGAUUAAACAAAUAAAAAGGCGGCUCAUUAUUUUACUAUACUACAUACGCUUAUAUAGCACAUUUGUGAAACAAAACUAUCAAUUUGAACUGUUCAAGAGUUUAAAGUAAGGUAUUGGAUCAUCUGUUGUCAAUU